Oncorhynchus keta (chum salmon) is the source of this 7899-nucleotide messenger RNA. Its product is annotated as chromobox protein homolog 1-like. The transcript is spliced from 6 exons. The record is from RefSeq and is a predicted model, not a curated record. Gene Ontology annotation, biological process: chromatin organization; negative regulation of transcription by RNA polymerase II. NCBI's taxonomy places the organism in Eukaryota, Metazoa, Chordata, Actinopteri, Salmoniformes, Salmonidae. Gene Ontology annotation, cellular component: nucleus; pericentric heterochromatin. Gene Ontology annotation, molecular function: chromatin binding. The coding region runs from base 325 to 1026 and encodes 233 amino acids.
GUUAACCUUGUAUUAUGCACAGUGGGUGAUAAACAUAUCUCGAUAGGCCAAUAUAUUGACACGGCAAUGUGCGUCUUGCUACAUUGUUGCAUGCGGAUUCUGUUUUGAGUGUUCAAUGGUAUUGUUUUCGCGCGAGUUCGUGUAGAUUGCUCUCGUGCUAUGAUUCAGGUCAACAUGGACGACUAGUCAUUCCAUCUCGACAGCUCUGGGGGGGAGGAAGAAACCCCCUAACACCAUCAUGUGAAACGGGAUCGGCUGAUGGCAUAGUGAACGGCUCUGUUGACAAGGAACCCGCUGGUUCCACUGCCUUCACCCAGCCUGAAAAUGAGUGAGCCUACUGCUACAGAACCCCCUAGCGAUGUGACCCCCAUUGUUACUACUGGUGUUACCACUGAAGGUGUAGAUCAACCUUCUACUAAUGCAAACGAGCCCCCCAAGGAAGAGGUCAAGUUGGCAGCAACAGUAGGGAAGAAACAGACCAAGAAGAAGGUGGAGGAGGUGGUAGAGGAAGAGGAGGAGGAAUAUGUGGUGGAGAAGGUGCUGGACCGACGGGUGGUAAAGGGACGCGUGGAGUUUCUGCUCAAAUGGAAAGGCUUCUCCGAUGAGGACAAUACAUGGGAACCGCAGGACAACCUGGAUUGCCCUGACCUGAUUGCGGAGUACAUGCAGAAUCAUCAUAACAAAAAAGAAAGUUGCAAGAAAGAGUCUGGUGGCAAGAGGAAAGCUGGCGAGUCUGACACAGAGGCAGGGGGUGAAGAAGGCAGGCCCAAGAAGAGGAAAGAUGAGGCAGAGAAGCCCAGAGGCUUUGCUCGUGGUCUUGACCCCGAACGGAUCAUUGGAGCCACGGACUCCAGUGGAGAGCUGAUGUUCCUCAUGAAAUGGAAGAACAGUGAUGAGGCUGACCUGGUGCCGGCCAAGGAGGCCAACAUUAAAUGUCCACAGGUGGUCAUUUCCUUCUAUGAGGAGCGUCUGACAUGGCACUCCUACCCCACCGAGGAGGAAGAGAAGAAGGAUGAUAAGAACUAGCCACAGGUCCAGGAUGAACGGGAAGGGGGUACAGAGGGUAGGGUUUACAGUGGAGGGUGUCGGAUAGAGAAGCUGAUUUGUUUCAAAACCUUUCUGCAAACCCGGACUGUUACAACUAAAACAGAGGUUGACAGAUGGGUAGGGAUGAUAAGACUUGGCAAGGAGGUGGGUUGGGGGGGGCAUGGGUAAAUACAACUCCUAAGUCUCAAGAUCACUUUAUCAGGCCUCACUUUUGGGUCUCAUCAGCUAGAAUCAUGGGAUAAGUAGUUUUCAGUCCCUGAGCACUGAAUUUGCUUCAAAAUCACCAGCUCCUCAUACUGUAGUUUCGCCUCUGAAAAGCUUUUGUCAAGAUACACUUUUGAGUUAGCGAGGUAUCACUACAGCAGCUGAGUUUACAAAAUGGAAUGGUCAGAUUCCAAAACACGACCCAGCUAAAGUUCUCAGCUAAUUCAAUUGAAAUAGCCAAUCUUAAUUUCCAUUUUUUUUGCGUGAAAUGUUGAAGUUGAUUUCUUGUCAGAACAUUAUCUUGUACCUACACAUCCCUCAUUGAGCAACUCGCAAUGCUUUUUGUUUGUCUUUCUACUUUUUAAGAAACCUGUUUUAAGUGUUGGCACCUGCCUUGUCAUAUCAUUAUCAUAUAAUGUGUAAAUAUGGUCGUGGUUAUAUUUGGUUAGUUUCAAUUGGUUAUGAGAGCGAUCUAAGAAGGAUUUUAUUUGAGAUCUUUUGGGAUGUUCAGACUAGAGUUAACCUAGAUUCUGGUCUUUAAGUGUUACACAUAGGAGGUGUAUAGAGUUGUGAACAAUGGUAUGGAGAGCAGGGUUUCCAUUAGGAAAACGUGGUGCUGGCAGCAUUUUAAUUUACCAGACAUUUGAGACAUUUUCCCGACCCAUAUGCAUUGUGUGCGUGACCUGAUUAGGGCGUACAGCCACGGUGCUCAGAAUGACAUUUUAGAUGAUGGUAAUUCAUUUUAAAAGAACGUGCAAAUCGAGGACGCAACAGCGUGCGUCCUUACCGAAUUCCGAUGCGCACUUUGAAGAGGUUAGAAUAACUGUCCACAUUUACUUUUCCUCAGCCAACAAGAUGAGUAACGAACAGCAAAAAUCCCUAGCCUAUGUCAAUAUACUAUUCCCCAUAGUAGAACAUUUGACCUAUUUAUUGGUCAGCUUGUCGUUCUGUGCGAGAAAGAAAUGGCCUACUCCAGACAGACUCUGGGACAACAGAUCCCAAAUGCAUACAACCAGUAGGCUUAGGCUACAUAACAUUUUUUAUCAAAAUAACCUUCAAGCAAUGAAGUUGAUGCAACCGAUCAGAACAUUUAGUUUAAAAUGUUGAUUAAACUAUUAUUUCUUCACAUACAGUGCCUUGCAAAAGUACUAAUCCCCUUGCCGUUUUUUUCCUAUUUUGUUACAUUACAAUCUGUAAUUAAAUGUAUUUUUAUUUGGAUUUCAUGUAAUGGACAUACACAAAAUAGUCCAAAUUUGCAAAGUGAAAUGAAAAAAAUGACUUGUUUCAACAACAACAAAAUCAAACAACAAAAAUCUGAAAGGUUGUGUGUGCAUAUGUAUUCACCCCCUUUGCUAUGAAGCCCCUAAAUAAGAUCUGGUGCAACCAAUUACCUUCAGAAGUCACAAAAUUACUUAGAUUGCACACGAGUGGACUUUAUUUAAGUGUCACAUGAUCUGUGUGUGUAUAUAUAUACACACCUGUUCUGAAAGGCCCCGGAGUCUGCAACACCACCAAGCAAGCGGCAUCAUGAACACCAAGGCACUCCCCAAACAGGUCAGGGACAAAUGUGGAGAAGUACAGAUCAGGGUCGGGUUAUAAAACACAUCCCACAGAGCACCAUUAAAUCCAUUAUUACAAAAUGGAAAGAAUAUGGCACCACAACAAACCUGCCAAGAGAGGGCCACCUACCAAAACUCACGGACCAGGCAAGGAGGGCAUUAAUCCGAGGGAACAAAGACACCAAAGGCGCCAAGCUCCACAGCGGAGAUUGGAGUAUCUGUCCAUAGGACCACUUUAAGCCGUGCACUCCACAGAGCUGGGCUUUGCGGAAGAGUGGCCAGAAGAAAAUCCAUUGCUUAAAGAAAAAAUAAGCAAACGUUUGUUGUUCGCCAAAAGGCACGUGGGAGAGUCCCCAAACAUACGGAAGAAGGUACUCUGUUCAGAUGAGACUAAAAUGUAGCUUUUUGGCCAUCAAGGAAAAAUGCUAUGUCUGGUGCAAACCCAACACCUCUCAUCACCCCGAGAAGACCAUCUCUACAGUGAAGCAUGGUGGUGGCAGCAACAUGCUGUGGGGAUGUUUUUCAACGGCAGGGACUCGGAAACUGUUCAGAAUUGAAGGAAUGAUGGAUGGCGCUUAAUACAGGGAAAUUCUUGAGGGAAACCUGUUUGUCUUCCAGAGAUUUGAGACUGGGACGGAGGUUCACCUUCCAGCAGGACAAUGACCCUAAGCAUACUGCUAAAGCAACACUCAAGUGGAUUAAGGAGAAACAUCUAAAUGUCUUGGAAUGGCCUAGUUAAAACCCAGACCUCAAUCCAAUUAAGAAUCUGUGGUAUGACUUAAAGUUUGCUGUACACCAGUGGAACCCAUCCAACUUGAAGGAGCUAGAGCAGUUUUGCCUUGAAGAAUGGGCAAAAAGCUCAGUGGCAAGCUAAUAGAGACAUACCCCAAGAGACUUGCAGCUGUAAUUGCUUCAAACGGUGGCUCUACAAAGUAUUGACUUUGAAUAGUUAUGCACGCUUAAGUUUUCAGUUUUUGGUCUUAUUUCUUGUUUGUUUCACAAAAAAAAUAUUUUGCAUCUUUGAAGUGGUAGGCAUUUUGUGUAAAUGAUACAACCCCCCCCAAUUUAUUUUUAUUUUUAUAAAAGCACGUUUCACUCCAGCAGCAACAAACAGGCGGUUUGAGACACUUUACCAGCAGCUCCUGCGUUGUCUGAACGAUUUUCUUAUUUCCCACUCAAAUUAGCCUCUGCAUCUGUAUGCUGUGUGCUUGUGAUAAAUAAAAUGCAUAAAGACUAACAGAAAUACCCAUGCAGCAAUUUAAUUAUGCAAAUUAACCUAUAGACAGAUCAGCUUGACCGGUCAAAUGUAUUUGCAUCGACUGGUAUUUCCAUCAAUGAAUAAGCUAAAGAGCAUUAUUUUGCAAUGGGAUGUUUUUCCUUCUUCCUCACAGACAAUUGGCUAGCGGCAAUUUAAUUUAUCGGCUUUUCACUUUUUAAAAAAUCUGACAAAAACCGUAUUACCGGCUAACAGAAACCCUGGUAUGGAGCUACUAACUUUGUUGUGGAGCACCAGUAUGACCUAUGUAACCUGAGUUGUUUGUGGUUUCGUACCCAUGGUUAAAAAUAAUUGAUUGGUGUGAUCUACUUUCCUGCCAGAUAACACACCCUCAGAAAAGAGGCACCAAGAAGCUAGAGAUGAAGAUGCGAAAAAUAGGCUUUCACACAGAUGAAUCUUUGGUGGAAAGCUUUAUUUACUAUAACACCCACAUAUUCUGUCCUUAUUUCUUGUCGAGCUAUUCCCACGUGCAGUACAUGCUCACCAUUCACAGGCUUCCUUGAGGUGAUUGGGGCUUUUAGGAGGUUUGGUAUUGUUGUCAAACUGCACUGGAAAUACGUGGAUUUGGAUUAAGGUGGUGGGAAGGGUUCGGCUCAGUCAAGACCCAUGGUUUUAAUGUGGUUGCGAAGAUGAGGGAUGGACAAAGCAAAUGUCAUUUUUAUUUUCAUUGCAAUGCAACCAAAUCUAUCCCAAGAGGUAUACACAGAGGAAAAUGUAGUGUCUAUGCCUGGGCUCUCCAACCCUGUUCCUGGAGAGCUACCAUCCUUUAGGUUUUUGCUCGAACCCUAAUCUAGCUCACCUGAUUCUAAUAAUUAGCUGGUUGAUAAGUUGAAUCAGGUCACUUAAAACGGGAGUUGAUGAAAACCUACAGUUGAAGUCGGAAGUUUACAUACACUUAUGUUGGAGUCAUUAAAACUAUUUUCUUCAACCACUCCACAAAUUUCUUGUUAUCAAAGUAUAGUUUUAGCAAGUCUGUUAGGACACAUACUUUGUGCAUGACACAAGUAAUUAUUCCAACAAUUGUUUACAGACAGAUUUAUUUCACUUAUAAUUCACUGUAUCACAAUUCCAGUGGGACAGAAGUUUACAUAUACUAAAUUGACUGUGCCUUUAAACAGCUUGGAAAAUUCCAGAAGAUUAUGUAGUGACUUUAGAAGCUUCUGAUAGGCUAAUUGACAUAAUUUGAGUCAAUUGGAGGUGCACCUGUGGAUGUAGUUCAAAGCCUACCUUCAAACUCAGUGACUCCUUGCUUAACGUCAUGGGAAAAUCAAAAGAAAUCAGCCAAGACCUCAGAAAAAAAAUUGUAGACCUCCACAAGUCUGGUUCAUCCUUGGGAACAAUUUCCAAAUGCCUGAAUGUACCACGUUCAUCUGUACAAACAAUAGUAUGCAAGUAUAAACACCAUGGGACCACGCAGCCGUCAUACCGCUCAGGAAGGAGAUGUGUUCUGUCUCCUAGAGAUGAACGUACUUUGGUGCGAAAAGUGAAAAUCAAUCCCAGAACAACAGCAAAGGACCUUGUGAAGAUGCUGGAGGAAACGGGUACAAAAGUAUGUGUCCACAGUAAAACAAGUCUUAUUUCGACAUAACAUGAAAGGCCGCUCAGCAAGGAAGAAGCCACUGCUCCAAAACUGCCAUUAAAAAAAAGCCAGACUACGGUUUGCAACUGCACAUGGGGACAAAGAUCGUACUUUUUUGAGAAAUGUCCUCUGGUCUGAUGAAACAAAAAUAGAACUGUUUGGCCAUAAUGACCAUCGUUAUGUUAGGAGGAAUAAGGGGGAGGCUUGCAAGCCAAAGAACACCAUCCCAACCGUGAAGCACAGUGGUGGCAGCAUCAUGUUGUGGGGGUGCUUUGCUGCAGGAGGGACUGGUGCACUUCACAAAAUAGAUGGCAUCAUGAGGAAAGAAAAUGAUGUGGAUAUAUUGAAGCAACAUCUCAGGAAGUUCAAGCUUGGUCUUCCAAAUGGACAAUGACCCCAAGCAUAUUUCCAAAGUUGUGUCAAAAUGGCUUAAGGACAACAAGUCAAGGUAUUGAAGUGGCCAUCACAAAGCCCUGACCUAAAUCCUAUGGAAAAUGUGUGGGCAGAACUGAAAAGGUGUGUGCGAGCAAGGAGGCCUACAAACCUGACUCAGUUACACCAGCUGUCAGGAGGUAUAGGGCAAAAUGCAGCUAACUUAUUGUGGGAAGCCUUCCCGAAACAUUUGACCCAAGUUAAAUCAUUUAAAGGCAAUGCUACCAAAUACUAAUUGAGUGUAUGUAAACUUCUGACCCACUGGGAAUGCGAUGAAAUUAAUAAAAGCUGAAAUAAAUCAUUCUUUCUACUAUUAUUAUGACAUUUCACAUUCUUAAAAUAAGGUGGUGAUCCUAACCGAACUAAGGCAGGACAUUUUUACUGGGAUUACAUGUCAGGAAUUGUGAAAAACGGAGUUGAAAUGUAUUUGGCUAAGGUGUAUGUCAACUUCCGACUUCAACUGUACAUGACAGUAGCUCUCCAGGAACAGGAUAAUUCCCUUGUUUAUGCACGUGCACUUCUGUUUUACUAAAUCCCUGUUUUAAAUGCAGAUGAGGGAUUCUUAAGGUAGUCUAUAUUGUGAUUCAAAGUAAAUACAAUGGUUUUAUGGUGGUCUGUAAAGUAAAUCUAUCCAAGGUGUUGGCAGCCAUGGAAUAUAGAUCAAUCUAGCAAUUUAUUCAUCUCACACAACUGACAAACUGAAAUCGCAAGACCAGAUCAAGACGACCUCUCCAAGCUAAUUCUACUUUCAGACUUUACCUUUGAGCGCUGAUGUUAAUUCUCGGCAUGUCUGGAUCUGUUAUAUUACAAUGAGCUGCCAAUUAAAGAUCUGACACCCUCACAGAGGUGGGUUGGGUUAUAUUCAAGUUUGGUUUGUGGGGCUUUGCUACUUCUCGAUUAAUUGAAGAAUUGUUCACUGCUCUAUUGCGUCUGAAUAUCCCUCUUCUGGCAUCUUUUAAAUCCUACAUUGUUAAAGUAAUGAAUUGAAUUAAUUCAUCACGGCUAACAAUAGCUUGUAUGAAAAAUUGUUAAUCGAUUUAACCGAUUUAAUGGUGACUAACAUUGAAAUGUUUAGGUACUGAAGACAACCACCGUUACCAGGGGUUUUACAGCCCUGGUAUAGAGCCUGUUGCCUUGGAUUGAUUUUUCAUUGGUAUUUUACUGCUCAUUUUAACAUGACACGUCAAAGAAGGCUGCAUAUCUUUUCUAAUAUACCAGACCGGAAGAUUUCUAUAUAUGUGUAUGUGUGUGUGUGUGUGUGUGUGUGUGUGUGUGUGUGUGUGUGUGUGUGUGUGUGUGUGUGUGUGUGUGUGUGUGUGUGUGUGUGUGUGUACAUGUGUACAUGUAUAUAUACAGUAUAUCCUAGUCAAACGGCUCAUAUGUAAGCUUUUAGUUAUUUUGUCUCUGGCUCUUUCUUGUGUCUACUGAAGAUGCAUCUCUUGUUGCAUGUUUCUUGCUUUCCAAUCAGUCACCAUUUUGCAGUGGUUACUUUCACUUGUUUAAAUGUUUUUGGACAAUAAAUCUUUUUUUUGUUAACAAUGGUGUUUCAUAUUAUUUGUGGAAGCAAGUUAACUUGUAAUUUUUUACUACGUAUUAGAAUUCUUUGUAAUAUCACUAAAUCGUCAAGGAAUAAGGGAUCAAAAAGAGAUGUAGGUUGAAAAUGUUUUAUCCACCCAAAAGUAACAUCCCUUGGUUGCCAGCAAGUAUUCAAAAGUAUGAAACAGAAAUGGGGUGAGAACACCUCUUAAAACAAAAUCAUGUUCUUUUGAAACCAAUAAUACAAUAAAGAACCUCCAAUUCAG